Molecule: messenger RNA, 779 nt
Organism: Copidosoma floridanum
Lineage: Eukaryota; Metazoa; Arthropoda; Insecta; Hymenoptera; Encyrtidae
Gene: MagR
Product: Iron-sulfur cluster assembly 1 homolog MagR
Biological process (GO): iron-sulfur cluster assembly
Cellular component (GO): cytoplasm; mitochondrion
Molecular function (GO): 2 iron, 2 sulfur cluster binding
Source: RefSeq, a predicted model, not a curated record
ACAGCUUAAAAAUAAUAUAAACUGUUCCAAAAUAGGAUUUCGGAUAGGAUGUAAUGUCAGAGCUUAAAAGAGAGAACAGUUCAGAAAUGGCUUCGCGCAUCGUAGCUAGUGCGACAGUUCGAGCUGUCAAGGGGAGAAAAAUUCUGCCAUCCCGGGCAGCUUUGGUUUUAACGCCGAAUGCAAUCAAUAAAAUCAAAGAAAUUUUGCACGAUAAACCAGAAUAUAUUGGAUUAAAAGUUGGUGUGAGGCAAAGAGGGUGCAAUGGCUUAAGUUAUACAUUGGAUUAUGCUACAGAGAAAAGCAAACUGGAUGAAGAAGUUAUUCAAGAUGGUGUUUGUGUGAUAAUUGACACAAAGGCCCAGUUGUCAUUACUUGGAACUGAAAUGGAUUACAUUGAAAACAAAUUAAGCUCUGAAUUUGUGUUCAACAAUCCCAAUAUUAAGGGUACAUGUGGGUGUGGAGAAAGUUUUAGUGUUUAAUAGUAGAAAAUAUAGAUUAAAACUUGCAUACACUUAUCAGCUUGGUGUAUGUACCUAUCAAGAUUGAUAAUCUUUAGUGGUAUUCAUCCAAGACUUUUCGUUUUGUUUCUCUUUUUUCGUGAUCUGCAGAAAAAAUUGUUUUGCAUAACUUAUUGUACAAAAUGUAAGUCAGACAGUCAAAUAUAUAUGAAAUUACUCGUGAGAUCUCACAAGUAUUCGAAUACUUUUAAUGUAAAUGUAUAAUUAUGAAUGUAUAAAUUGUACAUAGUUGCUUAAUCAAUACAAAAGUUAAAUAAUAUA